AUGCCAAACCCCCCAACUGUGGGGAUGGAAGGAGAUUCAGUUGGUGAUAAUCAAAUAUCAUCCCCAUCUUCCAAGCGACACAAGAAGUCCAAAGCCACUCAUGCACGCACCCUCAUGAAGACAAAACCUCCCCAUGUGACACCUGGGGGCCACAACCAAAUGAAAGAAGCUGUGGUACCAGAGAACGAGGUGAAAGGUCCACAGGAUGAUGGCAUUGUACCUGAGCCACCACCUUGCAACUCACCUGAACCAGGCAGGUCUUCAUCAUCAGUAAAGUUAGAGGCAAUAAACCUGAAAACGUUCCCAUUGGGUGUAUGCUCAGGUUCCCAGCAAGGACGUGGGCUGCAACUCCCUGAUGACCCAGAAAACAACGUCUUCAUGGAGCAAGCCGUUCCGGAAUCACAUACACCAAUGGUCAUCCCUCCAAUUAGGCUCAUCCAUCCAACACUGCAUAGUACUCCCCUCAAAGUUCAACCAGUGUUAAAGAUUAAUGGAAGUACACACCUCACUGUGAACGAAGGUCCAACAUCCCAGGCACCAUAG
Messenger RNA from Cantharellus anzutake, 543 nucleotides. RefSeq lists its product as uncharacterized. NCBI's taxonomy places the organism in Eukaryota, Fungi, Basidiomycota, Agaricomycetes, Cantharellales, Hydnaceae. The coding region runs from base 1 to 543 and encodes 180 amino acids. The record is from RefSeq and is a predicted model, not a curated record. The transcript has a single exon.